AUGGAUAAUCAAAAACAACGACCGAAAGUAUUAAUAACAAAUACUGGAGUUAGUCAAGAAGCCAUAGACUUAUUAAGGAAAUACUGUGAUGUCGUUGUAAACGAAAUUCCAACUAGAGAUGCCAUUUUGUCAAAAGUCAAAGGAGUAGAUGCAAUUUUUGUUAAGAAACCUGCAGUAAUAGAUAAAGAAGUUUUGGACGCAGCAGGAUCACAGUUAAAAGUAAUAAGUCUUCUGUCUCGUGGUAUUGAUUCAUGUGAUACCGAUGAAAUAAAGAAAAGAAACAUUAAACUGACUCAUUUACACAAUGAGAACGCUAUUACAGUCGCCAAUUUUGCCGUAAUGUUGCUCUUGGCUGCUUCAAGGAGAUACCAUGAAGGUCGAUUAGGCAUAGAACAAAAUACAUGGGUACGAGCAGAUAGACAAUGGAUGCUGGGGUACGGUUUACAGAAAUCAACUGUGGGAAUUAUUGGAUUGGGUAAUAUCGGACAAGCAAUAGUAAAGAGGCUAAUACAUUUUGAUGUUAAAAGAUUUUUAUACACAGGCCCUAAAGAAAAGAAAGAAGGAAAAGAACUUUCUGUCGAAUUCGUUUCUUUAAAUACUCUAUUAGAAGAAAGCGAUUUUGUAAUCAUGGGAUGUCCAUUAAAUAAUGAGACUAAUGGUAUGUGUAACGCUGAGUUUUUUUCUAAAAUGAAGAGGAAAGCCGUGUUUGUAAACGUGUGCAGAUCAGGCCUAGUUGAUCAGCCAGCCUUAAUACAAGCACUUAAAAGUGGUGACAUAUUUGCUGCAGGAUUAGAUGUUAUGACACCGGAACCAUUACCUGUCGACCACGAACUUUUGAAGUUGCCCAAUGUUGUUUUAACGCCACACGUAGCAUUCAAAACAAGAGAUACCAUGAAACAAAUGUCAGUAAAUACCGCUGUCCGCCUGUUGACAGAAUUAAAUGUCCAAAUGUAA
Messenger RNA from Diabrotica balteata, 954 nucleotides. NCBI's taxonomy places the organism in Eukaryota, Metazoa, Arthropoda, Insecta, Coleoptera, Chrysomelidae. The record is from the annotation of a GenBank genome assembly.